GAGACGGCGGAUGGGCGGAGGAGCGGGGAGGCGGCAGCAGCGAGGGGAAGAGAGCGCGCAGAGGUAGGGGAUCCAGACGUAUUAAUUAAACGACUCAUUUUCAUCGCACGACAAAAACGUGAGUUUAACGCCCAUCGGCGGCUAAUGCGUCGCCCCACGGCAGCUCGUGGAUAAGGGGUAGCGUGGCCAGGUUCCGACCAGCGAGUUUCAAACCACGGCCAACCGUCCAAUCCUGUCGAGGCUGGUGUACGCCUAGCGCGGCUCCUCGGUACCUUCGAGUACCGCCCAGCUCUGCCCGAUCCUCUUGCCCCCACUCCGCUACGCGGGCCGAGGUGGUGGGGAUUGGAAGCGGCUCGGCACACCCCCCACCACCACCCAAGAGCGCCUCGUUUAGCCUGUAAUUUGCUCAAACACUAGCAAGCUCUCGUGCCAGAAACAUCCGUCAGAGAGCCCGUGUCUGCUGGAGUCUCGAGAUACGCUUCUAGCGGGGCCCAGCACCAGUUGGCUCUGCUUCUUUUUUUUUUUUUUCCCCCCUUCGACAACACUCUCGCGCGCUCUCUCGUGCGGUGUAUAUACCUCUCGGCCGGUGUAAAUUUGGUGCGCCCGCAGGCAAAGAGCUCGAUGGAAGAGGCGCGGUCCCGUGAUAUCGCAGUGUGUGUCGGCCGUGUGAGCUAACCGCUUCGUUGGUGCCCUCUCAUUACGUUACAGUGGUGACAUUUUUUGACUCGGGUCUCGGGGGAUCAUCGCGCACGUUCGUUUGGGUGAUCUCUUGAGUGACAGUUUUUAUUUUUUUUUUCUAACGAAUCGUUAAGAUCGUGCGACGACGGGGAGGAUGAGCCAGUGGUGAUUAUUCCUUGUUGUGGAACUGAACAAUAUGAAUUGCGAGUUUCGAGGCGUCGACGAGAGGAGAAGAAAAGCAAAGUAAAACUUUGGCCGUUCGAAGGAGGAAAACGUCAGUGAGUGAUAGAUAGAAGAACGAUGCACUUGUUUAUAUCCGACCGAUGAUUUAACGAGUUUACACACACGUACACGCACGCACACACACAUACGCACACACGUACACGCGCGCACACGUACACUCACACCUCAAAAGCAAAAAGAAGAACUGCACGAAGAGAAGAGUCGUUCAGAGACAAAAAAAGAAAGAAAGAAAGAAAGAAAAAGGGAAAAAAAAGAAACAAAAAGGGAGAGUUACCGGUGCGUGGAUAAAAUCAGUGCGUUCAAAGUGUUCUCGAGGAGUAACCCGUGGCUGGACGUUUGGCAGGCAAGCGUUCUCGGUCUGGUGAAGGAGCCAGGGCCGAGGCGGGCGCAGGCAUGCGGCGGACCUGACUCAACCGAGCCAGCCUGUUGCAGAAGUGGCCAAUCCAUCAGCCGGGCGUACGAUAAUCGUACGAUGAUGCCGCUCGCGCCGACGCCAAUUGUUCCUGUGCCCUCGAAGCCGAAGAUCGGCUUCAGCAUCGACUCGAUCGUCGGCGGUGGUGGGCAGGGGCGGGAUGACCGUUUGGACCGUUUGGAGCGGGUCGAGAUCGAGAGGGACGAUGGAAGCCCCAUGGACGUGGUCGAGGGGUCCUCCUCCCCCCGCGCGCGCAGGGUGACCACGAGAUCGCCCGGCGCCCAUUCCGAGGGAUCCGACCGUCCCGUCUCCCGCAGCUCCUCCGUCGAGUCUUACCCCAACUCGCGGAGGACGCCGUCGCAUCCGGGCAGCCACCAUCACCACCACGCGAACCACCACGGCCACCAUCAUCAUCUGUCCGCCGCGACGCACCUCGACUUCGGCCGUGCAACGGUGCACAGCCACAGCGGGGGAUCGACGCCCAACAACAGCCCGAGCCCCCCUCACAGGAUAUCGCACGGGGACUCCCCGGUAGGCGCUCACCCUCAGCCUCCGCCAGGGGUCGUCAGGCCCAGCCCCAACUAUCUCGCGCCCCCGCCAGGCGCCGCGACCGCGGCCGCUGUCGCUGCCGAGCAAUUGAAGUCCCUUUACGGGCUGCCCGGCCACGGGCCGGCCGGGCCCCAAACCGGGCAAACGGAGUACCAUACGCAACAGCAAUUAGCCCUCGCCGCGAAUUUGGCAGCGGCCCAACAUUUCCAAGCUGCCAAUCUCGCGGUGGCCCUCCAGGCGCAUCAUGGCGCGUCGCCCCACGGGCCACCCCACGGCCCUUAUCCCCAUGGCGGUGCGCCUGGCGGGCCCCAUCCACCGCCGCAUCCUCAUCAGCCACCCAGGGACAGCUAUCCGCUUUAUCCCUGGCUGCUCUCCAGGCACGGAAGGAUCUUCCCUCACAGAUUUCCUGGAGGUCCCGACAUACCAGGCUUUCUCCUCCAGCCAUUCAGGAAGCCGAAGAGAAUAAGGACGGCCUUCAGCCCCAGUCAGUUGCUGAAGCUGGAGCACGCGUUCGAGAAAAAUCACUACGUCGUCGGCGCGGAGAGGAAGCAGCUGGCGCAGGCGCUCUCGUUGACGGAAACGCAGGUGAAGGUAUGGUUCCAGAACCGACGGACGAAGCACAAGCGGAUGCAACAAGAGGAGGAGGCGAAAGCGCAGCAGCAGUCUGGGGGCGGUGGAGGCGGAGGUGGCGGCGGCGGUGGAGGGGGCGGGAACACGAACAACAAUUCCAACAAUAAGAACACCCAUCACGUGAGCAAAUGGCAACAGGAGACCGGAGAUUAUCACCACGAGGAGGAGGAGGAAGAGGAGCACAUCGAUCCGGAGGCGGAGGAGUGUUCUAGCGGCUCGGAGGCGUAGCUAGACGUUCUCUGCCUGGACUAAGGUGCCAGGAAUUGCGUCUGACCGACGAUGAACGAUUGCUCGAAUUUGUGGCAACCGUGGUUCGAUCAUGAUCGACACAAGAAGCCGCGUAAGACCCGUAAGGAGAGAAAAGAAAGAACCUUUUGGACUUUGUACUGUGCGAUAAUGGAAUUGCCCGUGUAAAAGUUUGGAAUUGCGGGGGUGUGAAACUAAGGAACGCGAUGUAUCUGGGAGAAGAUAGACUAGUAUUAACUAACGAGGCAAAAUCGAGAAUUUUUUUUGGAAGGAUCGCGAUUUGGAAUUGCCGGAGAAUUUCCUUUUUUCUUUUUUUUAACGUGAACAUCCAAAGAACGUCGCAGUGAAGUGUAGAGAGUUUUCGAAUUCGAAAAGAUCGGGGAUACGAACGAAAAAAGGAAAAAAUAAAAGAACUUCGACCGGAGUUGGCGAACGAUAGUGCGAGUGAAUGCGAAAUCUCGAAAAUUAUCGAUGGAAAUCGAGAAAUUUCCUGCCGAUCGACCAGAAAUUGUAUAAAAAAAAAAAAAUUGUCGACAGUGAGAUCGCGCGUGUGUCACAAUCUUAGGAAGUGAGUGUUGCACGACUGCUCGAACAGUUCGACAGAGACUUCUGGAAUUGUCGAAAUUCCAAAAACACGCAUCGAGGGAAGAUGGAACGGAACGAAAGCGACGGACAGAAGAGGCUAAGUGUGACGGAAGAAAGAACCGGAAGCAGCGACAAUCCAAAGGAAUUGUCGAGGAAUUGCGCGAGUUUCCAAAGAUCCGCAACAACGAACGAGCUCAAGAUAAACGGCUCGUCGAUCGUUCGAUCGAGGAGUUGCCGAUUUUUCUCCAUCCCGAUCGGCAAUUCCACUAGCCGACGACGACGUAAGACUGCGUUGGCAUCCCUGCGUUGGCAAGACUGACAUAGCUCACUCGUGUUCGAAGAAAAAAAGGAGGGGGGGGGGGAAGAAGAAGAGAAAAAAAACGUGACCAGACUUUCCAGACGAUCGGAGGAGGAAUCGCGCAAAGUUUCCAAGUUUCGUGCGCGGAAGCUGGAUUAAUGGAGGCAUUGUUUCCCCUUAGAGUCGAGGCCAAAUGGACCGGUUUCCGGCGGAAGCUCGAGCAACGUAGCCCGUUGAAACGUUUCGAAGAAACUCGAUCGAUCUUUCGAACUUUUUCCAACCAUUUCUCGACGAAUGGAAUUGCGCUACUCUCGGCGAUAUCUAAUUUCUCCCGGUGUUUUUCUUUUACCAUAGUUCCUCGAUCGAUUCGAAGAGAAACGCGAGAGAAUGUUCCUUGGGAAUAUAUUUCGAGGAUAUUCCUCUCAGGAAUAUUUCUAAUGGAAAACGGAUCGAACGGAUCAGCCGGGUUUCCAAUCCUCCUCUAAUGGUUAUUAAUAUAUCGCGUUCACGCGCGUUCUUGCCAUAAAAAUUUCCGAUGGCGGAGCACAACCUGCUCGUGUACAUAUAAAUAAAUAAAUAAAUAAAUAAAUAAAUAAAUAAAUAAAUAUCGAGAAGAAUCGUAGACUGUGAUCCGUGGCGGAUCAGGCGUCUUGCGUUUCGUUGUUGAAAGGAUCGAAACGGAAGGACGUGGUAUUUGCGUAUGCGUGUUGCGUGUAUGUGAGCGAGUGUGCGCGCGUGUAUCUGUAAUGUAAAUAAUUCGAGAAGCGCGUUUGAUCGCUUUUGGAGGAAGUCGAGGAUCGUGAUGAUUACGUAGAGAGGAUUAUGCGGAGAGAAAGGAAUAAGAGGAAUACGAGUGCUUGUUGAUGAUGCGUGGACACGCGAUUGGCGCGACCUACGCACACUGAAAUAUGGAUACGCGUUUCAAUUUCUACGUUUCGUGAAAUCGAUUAGUUUUCAAAUAAACCCAACACUCGGUAAUCGAGACGAAAGAAAGAAAAGAAAGAAAUCGUAUUGGAUGGAAAUUUUCACUGACAUCGCACGAUACAAUAGAUCGAAUCGAAGAUUAUCAACAAACUUUAUUCUGCCUAUUUUUCUCGUCUCUCGAGAAAUCAAUCUAAACGAUGCAUCGCAAACGAAUUCAUAAAACUUAGAAAUCGAUCUUCGCGCAAUUUCAGUGUGCGCGGACCGCUGACGAAGCGAGCGAUGAAGAAGAGAGAAAGGAAAAAAAACAAAAAGAAAAAAAAAAGAAAGGAAAACAUGAGAGUGCCAAACUUCGUAAACCCCCUUCUUCCCCCCCCCCCUCUUUUUAGAAAUCGAAGAAGAAGAAGAAGAAGAAGAAGAAGAAGAGGAGAAAAACUUGUAAAACUCUUGUACUUGCGAAUUGUAUUCAACUCGUCGUUGUCCCACGAGCGACCAGUAUUUCCCCCUCCCCCCCUCUCCCUCCUCCCCCUGUAUUGAAAUCGAUGUAUGACGAUGUACUGAUGAAUUUAAAUUAUUAAUUAUCGAUUAUAGUUCGCGCGACGGGGCGAGCGUGACGCCCCCCCACCCCCACCCCUCCUCCGAGAAACGAUCGUUCCCGAGAAAUCAUCGUUUUCUUCUUUCCUUUUCUUCUCUCUCUCUCUCUCUCUUUCUCUCUCUCUUUUUUUUUCUUUUUUCAUUCGUACUCGAACUCCCUACCCGCGCACUCCCUAAUCCCCCCGGGAUCGAGCGUAUCGAUCGGGAUCGUUGGUUCGUUCGAUCGCCCGGGGGUGAACAGAGGCCGAUUCGAAUCGCCAUUGGGAGCGCAAACACACACAUACACACACAUGCACACACAUGUACACACGUUUGGAUGGAUCUGGUGUGAUUCCUCGGUGAACGAUCGGGCCCCACGCCCGACCGGUCCCGGUGUUCUUUUGUAAAUAAUGUUGUACAUAAGAAGAAUUGUGAUUUUACUCGACGUGCAAAAAAAAAUAAAAAAUAAAAAAUAAAAAAAGGCGUAGGAUUGUACGGUAAUACGGAUGAUUCAGUUCGUGUUCUAAAAACGAAAUAUAGCGAAAAAUAAAUUAUAUCAUCUCUUCACGACAAA
Apis cerana (Asiatic honeybee) is the source of this 5709-nucleotide messenger RNA. RefSeq names its product homeotic protein empty spiracles. The record is from RefSeq and is a predicted model, not a curated record. Lineage: Eukaryota; Metazoa; Arthropoda; Insecta; Hymenoptera; Apidae. Gene Ontology annotation, biological process: regulation of transcription by RNA polymerase II; neuron differentiation; central nervous system development. Gene Ontology annotation, molecular function: DNA-binding transcription factor activity, RNA polymerase II-specific; RNA polymerase II cis-regulatory region sequence-specific DNA binding. Gene Ontology annotation, cellular component: nucleus.